AUGUCUGCGAAACUUUUGUGCAAGCUCGGCCAUGCGGCGAUGGGCGAAGCUCAGGUGUUUGCGCACGUCUGGGAGGUCCCGGACGGCGACAAGAGCAUCACCGGUUCCCCGCGGUGA
Molecule: messenger RNA, 117 nt
Organism: Aphanomyces invadans
Lineage: Eukaryota; Oomycota; Saprolegniomycetes; Saprolegniales; Verrucalvaceae
Exons: 2
Coding region: 1-117 (38 amino acids)
Source: RefSeq, a predicted model, not a curated record